CCAUCUCGCCCAAAGUGUCCACUCUUUAGAGCAGACAUGGAUGCUGUCGCCGGGGGAGCCGAAGCGCCGGAUCUCGUUUGCCAGCUCGACAGCGUUCAGGGCAUGGUGGAUGCCCUUAGUUCCGUCCGCUGGAAGCGCCACCAAGACGCAGUCAUCGAGCUAUCGGAACACGGAAUAGUUCUGAUCGUCGAAGAAACCGGCUGUUUGCAGGCGAAGGUCUAUCUCAAGCGCGAGCUCUUUAUGUUGUACGAAUAUGCUGCUGAGGGCCGGCCUAAGUUCGGCCUAAGCCUAGGAUUAUUCGUCGAUUGCCUUAAUACUUUCUCUGCGCCUGGCCAUUCCACUGUGAUUGAGAUUCGCUAUCCCGGGCCUGAUAUGCAGCUUCUUCUCAAGUCAAUGGAUUCCCCGGAUGCUUGUACCUAUGCAGAGAUCAGAACAAGGAUCCCAGACACCAUUUCCUGGGACUACCAUUUUGAGCCCACAGGGAAUGUUCCUGUCACUUUUACUGUCAGGUCUGCAGUGCUCAAGGAAGCAAUUGAAGAUCUGGAGUGGCCUGGUUCAAGUGUCCAGAUACGCAUACAACCUGAUCCUCCUUCUGUGACUUUCAAAGCUGAGGGCCAUGGCGACUUGCAGAUAGACUUUGAGUACUAUUCAAAUAACGAUCUUUUGGUCGCAUUUCAGUGUGACCGAAUACUCUCAUACAGAUACAAGUACAAAUUUCUGAAAGCAACCACUUCAAAUUUACCAAGCAGUGUUAUGAAGGACAACCGAGGAAGUAAGCUGACCAUUGGAAUGGGAGGAAUGCUUAAAAUCCAGCACCUGGUAACGGUCCUUAGAACUGUUGGCCAGCAUGCUUUUAAUGACUCCAUGCAGCAGCCCGGUCGAAUUGCUUACAUCGAGUUCUUUUUGAAACCAGAGGAGGAAGAUGAGACUCCAAUAAGUGACGAAUAGUUCAAAAACAAUUUUGAUUUUACCCUUUCGAUAAUCUUCUCCUUUGCCAAUUUGGGAGAUUGUUUCUCAAGGUUGUGGU
This is a messenger RNA of Dendrobium catenatum, 1027 nucleotides long. RefSeq lists its product as uncharacterized. Lineage: Eukaryota; Viridiplantae; Streptophyta; Magnoliopsida; Asparagales; Orchidaceae. The record is from RefSeq and is a predicted model, not a curated record. Gene Ontology annotation, cellular component: checkpoint clamp complex; nucleus. The transcript has 7 exons. Bases 37 to 948 code for a protein of 303 amino acids. Gene Ontology annotation, biological process: DNA repair; DNA damage checkpoint signaling.